Heterobasidion irregulare TC 32-1 is the source of this 666-nucleotide messenger RNA. RefSeq lists its product as uncharacterized. The coding region runs from base 1 to 666 and encodes 221 amino acids. The transcript has 4 exons. Lineage: Eukaryota; Fungi; Basidiomycota; Agaricomycetes; Russulales; Bondarzewiaceae. The record is from RefSeq and is a predicted model, not a curated record.
AUGAUCACCGACACAGAACACCACGAAAAUACCUCUCCUCUAGGGCUUGUGGCUCAUUGCUCAGCUAUCCAAAUUGAGGGCAAGCUCUUACAGAAAAUUGGACUUGGUGGUCGGUUUCUGGUCGUUUACGUUGACGAUGAGGAGAGGUGGAAGUCCAAGAGACUCUCUAGCAGAUCACCGCUGCAUUGGCAGCAGGAUCACCACAUGUGGCUUCGGCCAUCCUCCAAUAUCAAGAUUGAGCUUUUUCGCAAGAGUACAAUAUCAAUCAUGCGCCCCAGCAAAAGGCAGUUCCUUGGAAAGUUCUGUGCGAAGCUCGUUCACUUGCUUGGAAAUGAUGCAGCAUUUGAUAUGACUGAUGACUCCGGGAAUAUGCUCGACGGCAUUCAGAUCAAGAUCAAGCUGGCGCUCAUUUCCCAUUCUCCACGAGAUAUAACGGACAGGGUUGACGCUGCAAUCUCCCGCCUCGACGACAGCAUACUUUCCCAAAUAUCGAAACAUGUCAAUAUAUCCGAGUCCGUCACCGACGGCGUUUACUCUUCUACCCAAAUGAUUAGUAGUUGCAUACCGGCCCUUGGCCAGACAUUCCAGGCGAUGGUCAAGAUCGCCCGUAUCUUUGGUGAUGCAAGUCCAUCAUAUCUUCCUCCCAUUACGCUCUCAUCAUGGUAA